AUGGGAAAGAGAGGGAAAGAGGCGGUGCCGGUCACGGGACGGAUGCUUUUGCUGACUGAGGAUCUCCGGGGAGCAGUCCAGCUCAUCAACGCUCUUGGAACCAAAGCUGUGAGCUUGACCAUCAGAGAUACAAUAACCGACGUCGCAGCUACUAGGUCAUUAUCGAGCGGUGCUAGCGUCACUUCAAAGGCAAUCGGCGAUUGUAGCAUCGUGGUCUCGUACGAGGGAUACAACCGAACCUUUGCUUUCCCUUAUCCAGUUCGGGGUAAGCAGCACAAGACUCGAAUUGCUCGCAAGUCAUCCUACAUUGAGAUCGAAAGCUUCAUACGAUCCAACUUCGAGGACUUCCUCGAUCUUUCGCUCAAUCCAUUCCCCGUCACCGUCAUUCAAGAAGUUCCUAAUUUGUUGAACGCUCAUUACCUCAAGUUGUCCGCUCUUCCAGCUCUUGAUUUAACCUCGCUAAAGUCGGCCGAAUGGCUUCGGAUACAUGUGGGGAUGUCGAUUUCGACCGGCGAGAGGCAACAUUCGACGGUGAAGAAGCCCGAAGAAGCACGCGCGGAAGAACGCACACUUAUUGACGUUAAACAAACCUUACAGAUCGCCAUCACUCAGUUCGCAGAAAAACGGCAAAGAAUCAUCGGGUUGAUUAAUCCCAACAACCGAAAAGGCCUCCAUACCUUAUUCUUCAUGAACGACAUCAGGCUGGAUUUAGGUGCCCACACCGUCGUUGCAGAUGCUUGCGUUGUCCCUUUGACCGAAUCGCUUGUCGAGAAAGCGAAGCCACUUCUGUAUCACCUGUCUAAGACUCGCGGUUUUCUACCAGUUAACACUUUGGAUGAGGAAGUUAAGGCGUUGAGGAAGCUCUUGCCUCUUUUCGCUGAACGUUGUCGAACCUGGAAGCAUACAGAGAAAUGUGAAUACCUCCUGAAGGGUAUCCCGGCAGCACUCGACGGCUUCACCCAGAGCCCUCUCUGCAGCUGUGGAAAGGGCAAGGAUCUUGGUGCCUUUGGCAUGGCAGCGCAGUGGAAGGUGCUACAUUCGGAGGCAACCAGGGUCGCUAUCAGCCCACUAUUCACGUUCUCGUUCAUGGAAGACGUCUUUGCCCCUCUGACGACGGCGAUGGGCAAAGGUCCCAAAUCCGCUUCGAAAUUGAAGACUUCCUUUUCCCCAGUUCCGCAUUCCUCUUCCAUGAAACCGACCUCUCCUCGGGUGCAAGAACGUCCAAUAUUGCUCUUCUAUGUGCCAAAAAGCCCAUUGGAAAGCCCACAAACUUGA
Cyclocybe aegerita is the source of this 1275-nucleotide messenger RNA. The record is from the annotation of a GenBank genome assembly. NCBI's taxonomy places the organism in Eukaryota, Fungi, Basidiomycota, Agaricomycetes, Agaricales, Hemipholiotaceae.